CCGUAAACAAAACAGGUCACAUUUUCCCAGUCCAGUAAAAGUAAUUUAUUUAAUAGCUUAUUCAAUUAGGUUCACUUCUACCAGCGUGCUCCAAAAAUGUCCGAAAACAUUGACGAAUUGGAUGUGGACGAGCUGGAACAGUUGCUGUUAGAAAAUUACAAAGAAAACGAAGCGGAAAAUGCAAGGGAACAGUUAAAUCGGUCCUCCUCGACCGGCGGUAGCGGCGAUGAUGGUGGUGUUCCGCAACGGAAACUAACUCUCGAAGGAUCCAGCUUUCUCGUGGGUGAUACGGACAGCAACAUUAGCCCGGAAACACCUUUAGCAGCAAAACCCGAAGCGCCCGUUACUGGUGACGCUGAUCUCGACUCGUCCGACGAUGAGGAAACGAGAAACUUUCUCGAGCGCAAGUACAAUCAGUACGGACGACAGAUCAACGAUUUGCUGAAAACGAAGGAGGCGGAGAAAACAGACCAAGCCCUGUCCACAUGGGUCGAUCGAAAGCUGUGGCAAAUCAAUCGCAGCUCGCCACAAACACCGUCGGUAGGGACUGGUGGUGCAGUGGAACAAUCAAACACCCCCGUUACGAAGGCAAGUGGACAGCUUGCCACCAGCAAGCCUACCAGCACAGCAACACAGUCUCCUGUCAGCAAUGGCAGCAUCCCGACCGUGUUUCAGGCCACCGUUCACACCGAUCCCAUCUUCGGGCUGCGCAUAGUACAUCCGCUCAUAUCCAGCCAAACGCUCCAGGAGCGGAUGGAAGGUAAGCGGGCGGUCCCGUUCAUGCGGCUGCGCAACUUUAUCGAAACGGUCGAUCUGCAGCAGGACUGGGCAAUUGGCGGGGUGCUGAUUAGCAAAUCGCCCACCAAAACCACCUCCAAAGGCAAACAGUUUUCCAUCUGGAAGCUGAGCGAUCUGCACGGCGACAUCAAGAUGGUGACGCUGUUUAUGUUCGGGCAGGCGUUUAAGGAUCUGUGGAAAACGGCGGAAGGUACGGCACUGGCCGUACUGAACCCGAACGUGCUGAACAAUAACAAUGAAAAAAGCAUCGAGGCCACGCUGUCUAUCGAUCGCGCUACGAAGGUGAUGGUGUUGGGACAGUCGCGCGAUUUGGGCACCUGCCGGAGUCGCAAGAAGAAUGGCGAUCGCUGUACCGCCAUCGUAAACUUGGGGAAGUGUGAGUACUGUGUGUACCAUAUUAAGCAGGAGUACAACAAGGCAAGCAAUCGGGGCGGUCUGCUAACCUCGACCGGUGGGCGAGGGUUGAACGAGCUGCGCAACAAGGUGCUCGGCAAGAAUGAGGUGUUUUACGCCGGGCAAAGCUUUAGCGCGGUAAAAGCGGUCAAACAUCCGAAGCAGAUCGAGAAGGAUCGUAACCGCAUGAUGACGCUGUCCGAUUACUUCCGCUCGCCGUUUGAGGGUGCAAGUGGGGGAAGUGGUACAUCCGGGGCUGCCUCCCCAUCAUCAUCAUCAUCAUCGUCCUUGUUGCCGUCUUAUCGUGCCGCUGCGCUCGUCGCAGCCAAACCGCCCAAAUCGUCUGCUUCUCGGGUGGAGUUGAACGUUGAGCAGCGGAAGAAAGAUUUCCAACGGCUGCAAAGUCUGGGCGUAUCGACCGAGUCGCUUCAAGCGCUGAAGUCCUCCACCCCGGCUACGACGGCAUCGCAACCGGCAACCGUCUCCCAAAGCGGAGGAACGCCAUCCUCCUUGGCAACUCGAAAGUUCAGCCUCGAAACGGUACCGAAACUGAGCCGCGAUUCGUUCGACAUCGAUUUCACCGCCAAGAAGGUGUCGCUCAAGCAAGCGCUCCAAUCGCGGGCCCGUGCGGCGGCCAUCAUCAAGCAAAAGCCGCUCGAAAAGGCGAACCCGAACUUUAUCAAGUACCGCGGGACGGAACAGGGCAAGAAGCGGGUGCUGGAGGAGCUGUCGAAGUCGAAUGUGGCCACACCGGCCGGGGAGGAAAAUGCGGCCAAGCGCCCGAAGCUGCAGCCCUCCGAGGAGGACGAAAAGGAGCGGGCGCGGAAGGAGCACAUGGCACGGAUCAUCGCGGCGUCCUCCUCCCACCAGGAUCUGGUGGUGGCGAGGGAAAACGAACACCAGGAGGAGUACUUCAAGUCGCUGGAGCGCAAGGAAGCGAUGGAGGAGAAAAUGCUCAACACGUUCAAGAUGGCGUGCAAGGCGGUCAGCUGUGCGCAGUGCAAGUACAUUGCGUUUUCGGCCGCCGACCGGUGCAAGACGGAGGGCCACCAGCUGCGGGUGCACGAUGCGGAGAAGCGUUUCUUCCGCUGUGCCGAUUGUGGCAAUCGGACGGUCAGCUUGUUCCGGAUACCGAAGGUAAGUUGCAAGGCUUGCCAAAGCUCGCGCUGGGAACGGUGCGCCAUGAUGCGGGAGAAGCGCGGCAUACAGGUAGGGGAUGUGCUGUCGAUACGCGGCGACGAGGAGAAGUAUUUGGGCAGUUUGGCGGGGGCUAGUGCAAGUUUGAAUCUGCUCGUGCCGGAGGAGAGCUGAGGUUGGUGCACCUAGAAAGAGAGACUUUGUGUAAAUUAAGGCAAGAUAAAUUGAUUGAAAUAAAUGUAAAACCUGUUGAC
Messenger RNA from Anopheles merus, 2582 nucleotides. RefSeq names its product protein MCM10 homolog (gene Mcm10). Gene Ontology annotation, biological process: DNA replication; DNA replication initiation. Lineage: Eukaryota; Metazoa; Arthropoda; Insecta; Diptera; Culicidae. Gene Ontology annotation, molecular function: single-stranded DNA binding; DNA replication origin binding. The record is from RefSeq and is a predicted model, not a curated record. Gene Ontology annotation, cellular component: nucleus; replication fork protection complex. Bases 97 to 2502 code for a protein of 801 amino acids. The transcript has a single exon.